AUGGCCAUCACCCACUCUCCCCACCACCAUCAUGGCCAUCACCCACUCUCCCCACCACCAUCAUGGCCAUCACCCACUCUCCCCACCACCAUCAUGGCCAUCACCCACUCUCCCCACCACCAUCAUGGCCAUCACCCACUCUCCCCACCACCAUCAUGGCCAUCACCCACUCUCCCCACCACCAUCAUGGCCAUCACCCACUCUCCCCACCACCAUCAUGGCCAUCACCCACUCUCCCCACCACCAUCAUGGCCAUCACCCACUCUCCCCACCACCAUCAUGGCCAUCACCCACUCUCCCCACCACCGCCAUCACCCACUCUCCCCACCACCAUCAUGGCCAUCACCCACUCUCCCCACCACCAUCAUGGCCAUCACCCACUCUCCCCACCACCAUCAUGGCCAUCACCCACUCUCCCCACCACCAUCAUGGCCAUCACCCACUCUCCCCACCACCAUCAUGGCCAUCACCCACUCUCCCCACCACCGCCAUCACCCACUCUCCCCACCACCAUCAUGGCCAUCACCCACUCUCCCCACCACCAUCAUGGCCAUCACCCACUCUCCCCACCACCGCCAUCACCCACUCUCCCCACCACCAUCAUGGCCAUCACCCACUCUCCCCACCACCAUCAUGGCCAUCACCCACUCUCCCCACCACCAUCAUGGCCAUCACCCACUCUCCCCACCACCAUCAUGGCCAUCACCCACUCUCCCCACCACCAUCAUGGCCAUCACCCACUCUCCCCACCACCAUCAUGGCCAUCACCCACUCUCCCCACCACCAUCAUGGCCAUCACCCACUCUCCCCACCACCGCCAUCACCCACUCUCCCCACCACCAUCAUGGCCAUCACCCACUCUCCCCACCACCAUCAUGGCCAUCACCCACUCUCCCCACCACCAUCAUGGCCAUCACCCACUCUCCCCACCACCAUCAUGGCCAUCACCCACUCUCCCCACCACCAUCAUGGCCAUCACCCACUCUCCCCACCACCAUCAUGGCCAUCACCCACUCUCCCCACCACCAUCAUGGCCAUCACCCACUCUCCCCACCACCAUCAUGGCCAUCACCCACUCUCCCCACCACCAUCAUGGCCAUCACCCACUCUCCCCACCACCAUCAUCGCCAUCACCCACUCUCCCCACCACCACCAUCGCCAUCACCCACUCUCCCCACCACCAUCAUGGCCAUCACCCACUCUCCCCACCACCAUCAUGGCCAUCACCCACUCUCCCCACCACCAUCAUGGCCAUCACCCACUCUCCCCACCACCAUCAUGGCCAUCACCCACUCUCCCCACCACCAUCAUGGCCAUCACCCACUCUCCCCACCACCAUCAUGGCCAUCACCCACUCUCCCCACCACCAUCAUGGCCAUCACCCACUCUCCCCACCACCAUCAUCGCCAUCACCCACUCUCCCCACCACCACCAUCGCCAUCACCCACUCUCCCCACCACCAUCAUCGCCAUCACCCACUCUCCCCACCACCACCAUCGCCACUCCCAAGCGGGUGAGCCCACAGUUAUGCUUCUCAGCCAGCGACAACCCAUCAUCCACCGCCCCCACACCCAUCAUCCACCGCCCCCACAGCCAUCAUCCACCGCCCCCACAGCCAUCAUCCACCGCCCCCACAGCCAUCAUCCACCGCCCCCACAGCCAUCAUCCACCGCCCCCACAGCCAUCAUCCACCGCCCCCACAGCCAUCAUCCACCGCCCCCACAGCCAUCAUCCACCGCCCCCACAGCCAUCAUCCACCGCCCCCACAGCCAUCAUCCACCGCCCCCACAGCCAUCAUCCACCGCCCCCACACCCAUCAUCCACCGCCCCCACAGCCAUCAUCCACCGCCCCCACAGCCAUCAUCCACCGCCCCCACAGCCAUCAUCCACCGCCCCCACAGCCAUCAUCCACCGCCCCCACAGCCAUCAUCCACCGCCCCCACAGCCAUCAUCCACCGCCCCCACAGCCAUCAUCCACCGCCCCCACAGCCAUCAUCCACCGCCCCCACAGCCAUCAUCCACCGCCCCCACAGCCAUCAUCCACCGCCCCCACAGCCAUCAUCCACCGCCCCCACAGCCAUCAUCCACCGCCCCCACAGCCAUCAUCCACCGCCCCCACAGCCAUCAUCCACCGCCCCCACAGCCAUCAUCCACCGCCCCCACAGCCAUCAUCCACCGCCCCCACAGCCAUCAUCCACCGCCCCCACAGCCAUCAUCGCCACAGUGGAUGUCGUUACUCCAGCCAGCUCAGGCGGACUCCCAGUCGCCACCCUCGCUACAAGUCUUAGCCCCUCUCCCUUCCCCCCUCUCCCUUCCCCCCUCUCCCUUCCCCCCUCUCCCUUCCCCCCUCUCCCUUCCCCCCUCUCCCUUCCCCCCUCUCCCUUCCCCCCUCUCCCUUCCCCCCUCUCCCUUCCCCCCUCUCCCUUCCCCCCUCUCCCUUCCCCCCUCUCCCUUCCCCCCUCUCCCUUCCCCCCUCUCCCUCGCAUCUUUGUGUUUGCUUACCUGUAG
Molecule: messenger RNA, 2508 nt
Organism: Closterium sp. NIES-65
Lineage: Eukaryota; Viridiplantae; Streptophyta; Zygnematophyceae; Desmidiales; Closteriaceae
Source: the annotation of a GenBank genome assembly